CCUCAUUGCCUGCCCGGUGUUUCUGUCACAUGGAGCACAAUAAUGGGUGUAAAUGGCUAACGUAAGCUAGUCAAUUUGUGGGCUAGAGGCACACCAGGCUGGCACUCACACUGCGGAUACAUCAGGACUGUGACAGACUUUGGAUGGAGUCAGCACUCAAGUUUUCAUUGUCUUGUGUAGUUGCAGUGAGGAACCUCUGGGUUCAGGUUUCAGGUCAUUCUGCACAUCAUCGAGAGAAGAAUGGUCAAGUACUUCUGUAACAACACAGACAUCAGGGGUAUGUGGGACCACGUUGUCUCUGCUUUCUGGCAGAGGUAUCCUAACCCUUUCAGCACCCAUGUCCUCACAGAGGACGUUGUGUACCGGGAGGUUACUGCGGACCACCGGCUUCUCUCCAGACGCCUCCUGAUGAAGACCAAUCGGCUGCCUCGCUGGGCGGAGAGGUUCUUCCCGUCUGGCAUGUCUCGCUAUGUGUAUAUCAUCGAGGACUCCAUCGUGGAUCCUAUCAACAGGAGCCUGACAACCUACACUUGGAACCUCAACCACACAACUCUCAUGUCGGUUGAAGAACGUUGUGUUUUUCGAGACUCCGAGGAGCAGCCGGCCACCACCCAGCUGAAACGGGAGGCGUGGAUAUCAUCAAGCAUUUACGGCUUCUCCAGACCUAUUCAGGAGUUUGGAUUGGCCCGCUUCAAGAGCAACCAGGUGAAAGCCAUGAAAGGGCUUGAAUACGCACUGACAAACUUACAGGGAGAGACGCCCCAGCGGCUGCUCAGGGACAGGGACAGGGUGAAAGACGCAUCAGAGAAGGCCAAGGAGGCAGCCAAGAGUCUGGCGUCAGCUGCUGCCGCCCCACAGAAACCCCCACAGUUUGUGUGACAGAGUGUCAAGUACUGUACAGGUGACAUGAAGUCAGCACAAUGCCUUUUGAUCAUCUCGAUUAUCUCAAAGAGACAGAAGUUUUGCUGGGAUCUUUCUCAAUGCUGUUUUUAUCAGUGUUUUUCUAUUGUUGGAACCAGCCUCUGUCGGGUUAGCUUAUCUCUCUACUGCUAGACUGGUUUUUAUUUCUCUCUCUAUCCUCUCAGCUCUUUCUUUCUUUCUCUUUCUACUUUCAUUAAAUCUCAGGUCAUUAGCCUUUGAAUGAAACCUUUGGCCUUGAUGUAAACUUUCAGACUUUGAUCAGCAACACCCUUUUAAUGCUGUAAUUAUGUCAGCUGUAAAUUCAUAUUUUGAUAUCUUGGUCACAUAUUUAAUAUUUAAACGUAUUUUUAUGCAAAAUGAUAGAAUUCUCAAUGAACAUUUUUGGUAUAUUAUCAGCAAUACAAGUAAGAUAUUGCAUUGCUUUAGGUAUUAGUCCAGCCUGAAGUCAUUAGACCAAAUCAUAUGACUGUGACUGUACUUUUAAUUUCACUUUGGCAAGGAAGGGUAACAAUUACAGCUUGCAGGGGAUUUUACAGACUCUAAAAUCCUUUUGUAAAAGGAUC
This is a messenger RNA of Scomber japonicus (chub mackerel), 1484 nucleotides long. Its product is annotated as PRELI domain-containing protein 1, mitochondrial-like. Gene Ontology annotation, cellular component: mitochondrial intermembrane space. The transcript is spliced from 6 exons. Bases 241 to 879 code for a protein of 212 amino acids. The record is from RefSeq and is a predicted model, not a curated record. Gene Ontology annotation, molecular function: phosphatidic acid transfer activity. NCBI's taxonomy places the organism in Eukaryota, Metazoa, Chordata, Actinopteri, Scombriformes, Scombridae. Gene Ontology annotation, biological process: phospholipid transport.